UAUAUAUAUAUGUAAGUACACACAACAUACAUACAUACAGUACACACUGGGACUCCAAAUGAAGCCCCAGACCAAAUACGGCGUUGCGGCAACAGCAGCCUCAACGCUGCUAGUGGAGGAUGUGAGAAACUUUACCACACGGCGCCGCAAUUUGCUGUACCUGAUGCACCGCUAUUUGGUGGAGAAUGGGUACUAUAACAGCGCCGAGACACUGAAGGGGGAGGGCCGGCUGACCGAGGAGUAUGAGGUGUGCGAUAAUGUGGACCUCGACGCCAUCUAUUUGGAGUAUGCGAGCUAUUUCAAUAUGAAGUUUGGCAAAUAUCCGCGCGUGCUCAAAAAGCUGGGACCCAAGCUGAAAGUGGAGCUCAGCUCGACGAAGGGCGUUGGCAAGGCAAUCGACCAGCCGACGUCACAGCCGACGUCGCAGUUGCAGUCGCAGUCGCAGUCACAGCCGCAGUCGCAGUCGCAGUCGGUGCAGCGACCCGGCGAUGCUCAGGCCUGUUGGCAUGCGGGCGUUGGUGCAGCGACUGCCGCGGCUGCCGCCAGCCUGGCCGCCGACCCGCAGCAGCUGGGCCCGGGCCAGCUGCAGGCGAGCCGACUGUCGCUUCACAUCAAAAAGAUGGAGACGGCCGAGUCGAUGGCAGAGCCACGGAUCGCUGCACUCAAUGAAAUCGAGCAUGGGCAUGCGGGCGACGAUGCGCUAUUCGCCUCGCUCGAAUGGCAGGCGCUGGCUGAGCUGGUCAAGACGAGCAUCCUGUGCGAGGACAUCAAGCUGCGCUGGACGGACAUCUGCGGCAAUCAGAACGCCAUCGAGCUGGUCAAGGAGGCCGUACUGACGCCCAUCGAGUAUCCGCAAUUGUUUGCCAACGGCCUCAAGCCCUGGCGCUCCCUUCUACUGCACGGCCCGCCCGGCAGCGGCAAGACCUACCUGGCCAAGGCCCUCUACGCCGAGACGCGCGGCAAGGUGACAUUCUUUAACAUCACGGCCAGCAUCAUGGUGUCCAAGUGGCGUGGCGAAUCGGAAAAAAUACUGCGCGUGCUGUUUCACAUGGCCGCACGCCGCUCACCCUCCGUCAUCUUCUUCGAUGAGAUCGAGAGUCUGACCUCGAAACGAGAUCGCGCCACAGAUCACGAGUCCUCGAAGCGAUUCAAGAACGAGCUGCUGCAGCUGCUCGACGGCAUGGAGCAUACGCUCAGCGGCAUCUUCGUGCUGGCCAGCACCAAUCUGCCCUGGGACAUCGACGAGGCCUUCCUGCGACGCUUCGAGAAGAAGCUGCUCGUGCAGCUGCCCAGCGCCGCCGAACGCUCCAGCCUGAUCAACCGCCUGCUGGGCUCAACGAUCAGCCUGACGCCCAAGCUGCUGGAGCAGCUGACUGCCCUCUCCGAGCACUUCACCGGCGACGAGAUACGCCUGGCCUGCAAGGAGGUGAGCAUGCAGCGCAUGCGCCAUGCCACACGUGCCUGCCGCGAGCCGAACCCAACCAAGCAGCCGCAGGCCCCGCAGGACGGUAGCGUAGAGCGGGCCUUCCAGCAGAUCCGACCGCUGGGCAUGAAGCUGUUGGCCAAGCACGAGCAGUGGCAGCAAGAGAACGGCUCCUGAAUGCCACCGUUCACAUUAAAUGAAGAGAAGCUGCGAGUA
Molecule: messenger RNA, 1639 nt
Organism: Drosophila navojoa
Lineage: Eukaryota; Metazoa; Arthropoda; Insecta; Diptera; Drosophilidae
Product: katanin p60 ATPase-containing subunit A-like 2
Molecular function (GO): ATP hydrolysis activity; protein binding; ATP binding
Source: RefSeq, a predicted model, not a curated record